Molecule: messenger RNA, 2865 nt
Organism: Plasmodium gaboni
Lineage: Eukaryota; Apicomplexa; Aconoidasida; Haemosporida; Plasmodiidae
Exons: 1
Coding region: 1-2865 (954 amino acids)
Source: RefSeq, a predicted model, not a curated record
AUGCAGUGCUACGAAAAAUCUGCUUACGAUGAACUCAUAGAAGAGCUAAAAAAUGAGAUUCCUUUUUUCAAUAAAUACAAUGAAGAUUUCUUUUAUAAAAAUAAAAAAUUUAAAGACUUAAGUAAACGAGAGAAUCAUCAUUUUGAUGAUAUUUAUAAAUUAUAUGAAGAAAAAAAAAAUAUAACAGAUUACUGUAAUUUAUUAGUUGACGAAAUGGAUAAUCAUUUUAAAAUUAUAGAAAAUAAUAAAUCUAUUCAUAACAUAUGUAAUUAUUUUUUACAAAAUUUAGAUGAAAAUGUUACAAAUAAUUAUUAUGAUUUUAUAAAUUUAAAUUAUGUCUCUUCUAAAAAUAUAAGAGAUACUAUUAUAACGUAUCUAAAAAAUAAUGCCUCACAAAAUUUGCCUAAUAAGGACACUAAUCAGAAUAAAAGAAAAAUGACAAAAAAAAAGAUCAGCAAUAAGGCUAAUAAUAAUGGUAAUAAUAUUAGUAAUAAUCACAUUAAUAAUCACAUUAAUAAUCAUAUUAAUAAUCACAUUAAUAAUCAUAUUAAUAAUCACAUUAAUAAUCAUAUUAAUAAUCAUAUUAAUAAUCACAUUAAUAAUCAUAUUAAUAAUCAUAUUAAUAAUCACAAUAGUAAUAUUUAUAUGUGUAAACACAACAAAUCUUCAUAUUAUAAUUAUACUGUCGAACGUAUUUCAAAAAUGUAUGACAAAAGAAAAAAAAGUUAUUUAUACAAUAAAUGCAUUACAAAUGGGACGAGCGAAAAAAUACAUAUAAAAAUUAAAAAGGGAAAAAAUUAUAUUCGCAAAGAAUUAAAAAAUAUUCAUAAGACCAAACAUAAUAUUAAACUACACAUGAAUAAUAAAAAAAAAAAAAAGAAACUCGAAAAAAUAAAACAUUCUUUUGAAGAAGAAAUUAAAAAUAAGGAAGAAUUAGGAUUUUGUGAUAUUUCUUUUAUACCUUUCAUAAAUGAUAAUUUUCAUAUUAAUUAUGGAGCUAUUAUGGAAAAUUCAAAUAGUCAAUUUUUUAAAAAUGUAUAUAUAAUUGAUAAUAUAAAAGAAACCGAAACAUAUCAAAAAUCUUUUAACCUUAAAUCAUUACAAAAUCAUUCUUAUCAACAAAAUAAAAAAAAUAAUAAUUUUAUAUAUACAAAUCUAGAAAAUCAAAAUGAUAUUCAUAAAAAUGUUAAUAAUAAUUAUUUACAAGAAUAUAAUUCAUCUAUUAAUCUAACGUCACAUGAAAAUUUUAAAAUAAAUACUUCAGCUAGCUAUAAUAGAUUAAUCAUAUUAGAUGACCAGUCAGGUAAAAAAAAACUUUUACAAAAUGUGAGAAAAAAUUCGCUAGUUAAAGGAUGGAUAUAUAAAUUGGAUUUUGAAAAUAAAUGUUUUUUUAUUAAAAUAUAUUCAAUAAAAAAUGAUAUAUAUGACGAUGAAAAAGUACAAUUUAUUAAAACAGAUAACGAAAAAAAUGAUAAUUUUAUAUAUGCAUGUUUACCAUUUGAAUUUAUAAAUAAAUAUGAAUUUCUUCAAUGUUUAAAUAUUAAUGGACUAUCUACACAGAACUUUCAACAGCUUAUAGGUACAAAUAUAUGUGCACAUAUAUUUCAUGAUUCGGAGUAUAUAAAUACACAUUUUAAGAAUAUUCUCAAUAAUUUUUAUGUUCAUUUUUUUAUUACAUUCAAUUCAAAAUAUUAUUAUAAGAAUGAAAAGGUUGGCUUUCUAUCAAAUAUGUUGUCCAACAAUUUAAUAGUUUCCCACAAAAAUGAUGAAAAUGAUGAUGAUAAUAAGGAUGAUAAUUAUAAGAAUAAUAAUUAUUAUUAUAAUAUGGUUAACCUUUUCGAUCAUUUAUUAAAUAAUUUUAAAUCAUUGCUAUAUUCAUCGAAAAAAUUUUUCAAUAUAACAAAUCUCAAUUAUAAAAAAGAAUUCCUUCAAUUACAUCAUUCAAAUAUCUCGUCGCAUAUACAUUUCCAUUGCAGAAAUAUGUCCUAUCAACCAUAUAUAGGUAAUAUAAUUACACUAAAGCAAAAUCUUAUCUGGGCUAACGAAAAAUUUCUUGAGGCAUUUAAAAUUUAUAGAAACAAUAGUAAAUAUUUUGUUUUCCUAAAAAAUUUCUUUAAUUUUGAUUUCUCAUAUAUUCACAAUGGAAAAUAUGUAUAUGUCUAUGAGCAGAACAAUUUUGUAAUUGAAUAUGAUAAAUCGAAUCAUAACAUGUUGAAUAAUAUCAAAAAAUGUCAAAACAAACUUGACACACAUAAUGACAAUUUAUCACAUAAUGAAUAUUAUAACUCCUCUAAAGGGACCUACAGCAGUAAAAUCAAAAAAGAAAGAGUAGAUGAACAAUUCUCUUCAUCAAAUACAGAUACUUCCAUAAAUCCAAAGAAAAAAAAAAAAAAAAAAAUCGACAAAAAUUAUAUUAACUAUUAUCAAAAAUUAAACCAUAAAGAAAAAUAUAUUUUUAAAAAUGUUAUCUUUCUAAAUCCAAAUUUGUACAAAAGUAAAUGGAUAUAUGAUUUCCUUAAUUGCAUUAAAUUAACUAUCAAUUUAAAUGAUCAACAUGUACUAGCCAAUUUUCUACUGAGCUUGGUACUCUUAGAAUUGAGUUGUUAUUCGGAAUCAUUCCUUUUCUUACACAGAAUUUUUAAAAUUAAAAAAGCAUUCCUUGAAAGUUAUAAAUUAAAAAAAAUUAUCUUUAGUGUUUUCAUAAAACAGUUAAAGAAGUAUGUCAAAGGAAAUAUAUUAUGGAAUGUUAUAAUUAAUUUUCAAAAAUAUGAUUUGUUUAACAUGACAGAGCAAAAUUCGGAAGAAUAUUGCACAAAUAUAUUUAAAAGAAAUGUAAAUAUAAUUAAUACUUUUGAAAAUAUGUGA